Messenger RNA from Clupea harengus (Atlantic herring), 4042 nucleotides. Its product is annotated as long-chain-fatty-acid--CoA ligase 1-like. Lineage: Eukaryota; Metazoa; Chordata; Actinopteri; Clupeiformes; Clupeidae. Gene Ontology annotation, molecular function: long-chain fatty acid-CoA ligase activity. The record is from RefSeq and is a predicted model, not a curated record. Gene Ontology annotation, biological process: long-chain fatty acid metabolic process. Gene Ontology annotation, cellular component: membrane; endoplasmic reticulum.
AUAGUGUCCCAUCAACUACUAGAACCUGACUGCUCACUCAAGGAGCACAGUUGUUGACUGAUAACAGCGGCUCAGCAGACCUGUAGGAAGAAAGAGGGUUCACGUUUUGCCUUCCCUUUUGGUUAAGACACAGACGCUGAGCGGCAGACAACAUGCAGAUGCCAGAGUUCCUGAAGAACUUCCGGUUGCCUGAGAUGGCUGAGAUGCGGGAGUAUCUGCAGAAUAUGUCCCCCAACACGGUCAUGGGCAUGGGCGCCUUCGCCGCUCUCUCCACGUUCUGGUACGCCACGCGGCCCAAAGCCCUGGAGCCGCCCUGUGAUCUCUGGCAGCAGUCUGUGGAAGUGGAGGGUGGCGAGUAUGCCCGGCGCUCCGUGCUGGUGGACGGUGGCAAGCUGCUGACGUACUACUAUGAAGACGCCAAGACCCUGUACGAGUUCCUCCUGAAGGGAGUGGACAUGUCCAACAACGGGCCUUGUCUGGGAGCAAGGAAACCCAAGCAGCCCUAUGAGUGGUGGUCAUACAAAGAGGUUGUGGACAUGGCGGAGUGCCUGGGCUCAGCGCUGCUCCACAGGGGUCACUCCAAGUCCAGCAACCCGUACAUCGGCAUCUUCUCCCAGAACCGGCCAGAGUGGACCAUGUCUGAGCUGGCCUGCUACACGUACUCUCUGGUGUCUGUGCCCCUCUACGAUACCCUGGGUGCUGAAGCUAUCGAGUACAUCAUUGACAAAGCCUCCAUCUCCACGGUGCUGUGCGACGUGCCUGCCAAGGCCACCCUGCUGCUGGACACCCUGUCGGGCCGCAAGCACAGCGUCACCACCGUCAUCAUGAUGGAGGAGGUGGAUGCCGAGCUGGUGGAGAGAGGCAAGAAAAACAACGUAGAGAUCCUCCUCCUCAAAGACGUCCUGGCUUUGGGCAAGGAGAAACACCAAACCCCAAUCCCCCCUUCGCCCGAAGACCUGGCUGUUAUUUGCUUUACUAGUGGAACAACAGGAAAUCCAAAGGGAGCCAUGCUCACUCACAAAAACAUAGUGGCAGACUGCUCUUCAUUCAUGAGGAUUAUACAGAAAAGCUGCCCCAUAUCCAGCAGUGAUGUUCACAUAUCUUACCUUCCCCUGGCUCAUAUGUUUGAAAGAGUCGUUCAGGGGGUGAUGUUGGUCCACGGAGCCUGCAUUGGCUUCUUCCAGGGGGACAUCCGUCUCCUGAUGGAAGACCUCGCCGCACUGAGGCCCACUGUCUUCCCCACGGUUCCCCGACUGCUCAACCGCAUGUACGAUAAGAUCCAGGGGCAGGCCAACAGCAGCCCGGUGAAGAAGUGGCUGCUGGGAUACGCCUCCAGGAGGAAGGAGGCCGAGAUGAACAGCGGCAUCAUGAGGAAUAACAGCCUGUGGGACAAACUCAUUUUCAAGAAAGUGCAGGCCAACUUGGGUGGUCGUGUGAGGUUAAUGCUCACUGGAGCCGCUCCAGUGUCUGGCACCGUGCUCACAUUCCUGCGAGGCGCACUGGGAUGCCAGUUUUAUGAAGGCUAUGGACAGACAGAGUGCACAGCAGGGUGCACUAUAACACUCCCAGGGGACUGGACAGCAGGCCAUGUUGGAGCACCCCUUCCAUGCAACGACAUAAAGCUGGUGGAUGUUUCCGAGAUGAAUUACCUAGCCGCCAACGGAGAGGGAGAGGUGUGUGUAAGGGGACCCAACGUGUUCCGAGGCUACCUGAUGGAGCCAGAGAAAACCAAGGAGGCCCUUGAUGAUGACGGCUGGCUCCACACAGGGGACAUCGGCAAAUGGUUACCGAAUGGAACGUUGAAGAUUGUGGACCGGAAGAAGCACAUCUUCAAGCUGGCCCAGGGAGAGUACAUCGCCCCUGAGAAGAUCGAGAAUGUCUACAUCCGGAGCGACGCAGUGGCCCAGGUCUUUGUUCACGGGGACAGUCUACAGGCCUGCCUCGUGGCCAUCAUUGUGCCGGACGCCGAAACCUUGCCCAAAUGGGCGAAGAAAAGAGGGCAGGAGGGAUCCUAUGAUGAGCUCUGCAAAAACAAGGAUGUAAAGAAAGCCAUUUUGGAGGAUCUCUUAAAACUAGGCAAAGAUGGAGGUCUGAAGUCUUUUGAGCAGGUGAAAGACCUCGCCCUGCACAACGAGAUGUUCUCAGUGGAAAACGGCCUCCUCACUCCCACCUUCAAAGCCAAGCGGAUGGACCUCAGGAACCACUUCAGAGAUCAGAUCGACAAGCUCUACUCCGAGAUCAAUAUGUAGACGUUGUUGAGGAACCAGAACCAAAAACAAAACAGGAACUUUUCCAAAGGGAGCCUCCUCAGGGAACGCUUGAUCAUACUGUCUGGGCUCUGGACAAGCAGUGACCGCAGGACUGUGUCUCAUGAAUAAACCGAAACAAAGAUCCAAAAGGAACAGGGACAAGUCAGAUAUUUAUGAAUUCUCUGCCCUGAAACCAAAAGCCAUAUGUUUUUUUUUUUUUUUUUUGGUUUGUUUUUUUAAACAAAUGUAUUUAUUUUUUCAUAUAACAUGAAGGUGAUAUACAUAUGAACAUAAAGUGUAAGGCACAUAGACAUAUGUUGGCACAAAGGUGCUUUCAAUGACAGGUAGAUCACUGACAUGAAUGACAGAUAACAACUACCUGUGCAAUAACUGUAAUAGAUCUAUAUGAAAAUUAGAUAUUCCAGUGGUUUAACGAAAAUACACUCACUCAAAAUAAUUCCGUUUAUCAACACAAAAUCUGUGGCAAGGGAGAGAAUUUCCCUUUUUCCCUUUUAAUGUAGAUGAAUGGAAAUGUUGAGGUCCGUCUCAUCAUUUUUUUGAUGAACAUUCUCUGAGUCAGCUGAAUAAUGUCCCACAUCAAGUAUAAGGUCUGGUGUGUAGGUAGUUAGAACAUGGUGCAAAAGUGACUUUUUUUUUAUCUGUUCAUUGUUUGUAAUUCAUGGUUUGUUUCUCUGAUUCUCUGAAGUCCAUGCACCUUGUGACCUAAUACGUUGUUCUGGCUCUUUGGAAGAGACGGCACUCUAAUUUCUAGUCAUGUUUGGGGCGCAUAUCAAAUUUGUGCCACAUAUUGUCUUCGCAUUUAAUGCGACACCAGGCUAUUUUUGACAGAAUGUAUUGUCGGCCAUUUUUGUUAGUCUGUAAUGUUUUUGGAAAUACAAAUUCCCAAGAAAAUGAAUUUGCAUGUAAACAUUCCUCAGUUCUUAACCAAAGCAGUGGUAGGCUUGAUGGAAACAGCCCAAAUAUGCCCAGACCUGUGCAGUUUAGUAAUACAAAAAGAGGCCUGGAAAUUUUAAGCCACCUCUCUGAUUUGGUGCCUACGACAGUCAUGAGCAAAAUACUCAGUGCCUUUUCAUUGUUAAGAUGACAACUGCAAACCAGAUCAUUAAUCCAUACAGAUGUGUAUUGGAGAUGCAUGGAAGGAGAAUAAGCAAUUCACGAUACAUUUAAUUUCUGCACAUAUACACAUCCAUGUAUAGACAUUUAAAAUUCUGCAUAUAGCCUAGUUACCUCAUCCCUGGUUACCGGUCUUUGAUCCUGAUGGACGGAUAUGCACCUUUUUCAGUACUGUUGUGUUGAGAUUGUAUUGUUGAGGAGACCAGUGGAGGACCAUUUGCCUGUUAAGAGUUGUGAAAAGAGAGGAAGCAUGUUUGUAAGAUAUGCUGGUGUUCUUUUAAAUGCUGUCCAAUGUUCAAUGAAAAAUCAAUAAGGUUUUUUUAAUGGACUCUGUUUGAAAUUCUGUCACUGUGAAGUUCAAUGAGAUGUCCUCUCUCUUUGGAGACAUUUGAAACUAACGGAAAUGGUUAAGAUAUUGUGUUUUGUGACAUUUGUGACACUUUUAUGAAGGGAAUUUAGGUGGGAAAUUACAAACACUUGAUAAUAUAAUUAAUGUCAAAUGGUUAAAAUACAAUAACUGAUUUUAGGUAUGAAUUCUUUGUCAGUUUUCCAUUAGAUGUGGUUGAAUAGUGUGUGUAUUAAACGUAAUCGCACUAUUAACAGUGCAUUGAAUUUUGUGAUUGCCACAGAUAAUAAACACCAUUCAGAUGUCAUAUACA